Molecule: messenger RNA, 2676 nt
Organism: Trichomonas vaginalis G3
Lineage: Eukaryota; Parabasalia; Trichomonadida; Trichomonadidae
Product: WD repeat-containing protein 11 family
Exons: 1
Coding region: 1-2676 (891 amino acids)
Cellular component (GO): cytoplasm
Molecular function (GO): protein binding
Source: RefSeq, a predicted model, not a curated record
AUGAAUUUCCCUCAUGUUGCUUCGGCCUUAUCCACGAAGCCAAUGAGCACUGAGGGAUUGAUUCGUUGGGGACCCGAUGGAUUCUUUGCAAUUGCAAAUGAACACAUUGUUACGAUAUAUCAACUCCAAAAUAAAGAAAUUGUUUUAUAUCGCACGAUUUCAAGGCAUAAAUCAAAUAUAACUAAAAUUGCGUGGAAUUAUCCAACAGUUGAAGUAUCAAAAUCAGAUGCAUUCAAAUAUUUCUUGGCAGUUGCAGAUGAAACAGGAAACUGCAUUAUCUACGACAUCUUUACAGGACAAAGACACUCCGGCAUAUCCCCUGAUUCUGUUAUUAAUGGUGUACCUAUCCUAGAUAUAUGCUGGAGUUAUUCAGACUCUUCGACAUUUUUUAUCUUAACAGACAAUCCAGCGAUUAUAUGCUUUACGAAUGGAUCUCCAACAAGGAGAAGAUCUUCUUUUGUUGAAGAGUGCCAAAUUCAAAACUUUUCAUUCAAAUCUUUUAAUUUACUCGUAAAUUGGUCUUCUCCACUGAAAAAUCACUAUAAUUUCAUUGUACAAGAUCCAUUCAACGAUCAUAAUUUAAUAUUAGCAUCUCAUUCCUCUCAAUACAUGCUAUUUUCGCUAAAUGAAGCUGAUUCUAAACCAAAAGGUGUCGAUCAAUGCGGCACAUUCCCAUUUACGCCAAUAAAUACGAUCGAAUUCUUUCCUCACGCAAAGAAUAGACUCAUUCUAGGCAAUUCUCAUCAAGUUAUUUUGUAUGAUAUCGAUACAAAAGAAUUAAUCAACAUUUUCUCAAACAAUCUCGAAGAAAUAUGUACAAUUAAUAACAUUUUCAGUCCCCAAUCGCCGAAAUACUUCUGGGGAGCAACAGUUUCAGGAUCAAUCAUCAGAUUCGAGCGUCAAAACGAUUUAUUCGUCCAAAACAGACAGAUACAGCUUCCAGGACACAGACUCUUCUGUAUAGACGUGAAUAGAUACAAUCCUAACCUUGUUUUGUCGUAUUCUCCAAAUGGAAAGAUCUGUGUAAUAAAAGACGAUUUUAAAAUGUUAAAAGUUGAGUCUUCCCUACCUUCUAUCAACAAUGAAACCAUCGUGGCAUGGUGUCUAACUGACGAUGGAUAUAUAUAUUGUACAAAUAACGGUUUUGUCGUUUUUUGCCAGUCAAAUUCUGUCAAAAAUUUCCAAAUUUCUGACAAAAAGAUAAAUUUUGUUGGAUAUCAACGGAAAAACCGCAAAAUCAUCAUCGGCGGACAGUUCCUUUCGUAUAUAGACAUCGAAAAGAACCUAGUCUACAAAGACCAAUUUUAUGAAAAACCGUUUGCCAUUCUAUCGUCCGAAAAUUACAUUUUUGUACAAAAUCUUCCAAAUGUCAUUGAUUUUUUCCAAGGAAAGAAGAAGGAAAACCUCGUUUUCUCAGACAACAUAAAACUUUUCGUUGUCAAUGACAAAGACGAUACACAAAUAGCGGUUUAUCUCAAUUACCAAUCGGUUUAUUUAAUCGACAUCACUAAAAAACAACAGAAAAAAGUCACUUUUUCUGAUUGUUUCGGUGACAUCACUUCAUCAUCGUAUUCCGGAGAUAAAAUUGUCGCUGUCACGAACAGAGGAAUGUUUUACGUCAUUAACACUCAAAAUUUGACAAGUAAAACGGUUUUAUUCAAUGAAAACAAUUUGAAAAGAGUUAAAUUGAAUGGAAACACGUGUAUUGUCAUUGAUGUAAACAACACAGCGAGUUUAGUUGACAUGAAUACUUUGAAUGUCAUCAGUUUCGCAAGAUUUAAUGUUUUGGAAGCUGAUUAUUUCUUGUCGGAUUUCGCAAUGAUACAAACUUCAUUGACAAGUUUGAGAUUUGUCAAAUUACCAACUUUCGAAACUUUUAUUUCUGUCCCCAAUUUUGAAUAUAAUAGUUUACGUGACAGAUUUGUAAACUGUCAAAAUCCGGACGAAAUGUCAGAAAUAAGCGAAAAAAUUGGUGAUUUGAAUUUUAUUAAUUUUGCAAAAACCGUUUUAAGAAAAAGUGACAUUCCUUUGUGUUCACCAUUAAGUUUACCAUGUGAAUUAUAUAGAGAAAAAUACGCAAGUAGUGUAUGUCUCACGAGAACAUCGAAAAUAUUGAACGAUGAAUUCGUUGACUACUUGAUUUUGACAAAAAGAAAUGAUGAAGCAGCAAAUGAACUGUUAAAAAGGAAUUCGGAAAAAGACGCUUUAUUCGCACAUUGUUGUUUGUCGCCAAAUUUGGAAGCAGCAAAAAUAAUCUCUACAAAAAGUGGUUUUUGGAAAUUGGCCGGACGAUUAUUUGCUUUAUCAGGUGACAAAGAUAGUUGUUUGAUUUGUUUCGAAUCAAAUAACGCUAUGAACGAAACAAUUUUGUUCGGAAAGUUUUUGUACGAUGACGAAGAAUUUACAAAAAUUUGUUAUGAUUUAAUUGACAUGUCGACGCCUUUGAGAGAUAUUAUUUUGUCCUUGGCUUUCAUUGGCGAUUCGCAGUCUUUGUUGCCUUGUUUGGCUUCGAUUUCUUGCAUUUCUGCAGGAAGAUUUUGUUUAUUAGCACUCGGAGAUAAAGGAAAAGGAAUUAUUCGAGAGAAGCUGAGAUUAGCUGCUUUCGAAUUGUCUAAAAAACAUGUUAGUAUCGAAUGGGAGAGACUUUCUAAAAGUCCUCCUUUAGAUGACUUAUAA